GAAGUGGAGCUUGCUUUACAUCCGUCCUCCCCGCCUCGCAGAGUUGGGAGAAGGAAGGUUGGGGGGUGUGGAAAAAAAUAAAAGGAAAAGUCCUUGCACCAUGUAGAGCAGCGCCCCCCGCCCUGGCACCGCAGCCGGCCGGGGACCUCCCAGUCUGCGGCCAUGAACGCGAGCGGCGAAGGCGAGAGCUUCCCCGGCUCGGUGCAAAUUCCCGGCAGCACAACCGUGCUGGUUGAACUGACCCCGGACAUCCACAUCUGCGGCAUCUGCAAGCAGCAGUUUAACAACCUAGAUGCCUUUGUAGCUCACAAGCAGAGCGGCUGCCAGCUGACCAGCACGACGGGAACGGCCCCCGGCACAGUCCAGUUUGUAUCGGAGGAAACGGUGCCUGCCACCCAGACUCAGACCACCACCAGAACCAUCACUUCAGAGACCCAGACGAUCACAGUUUCAGCUCCAGAAUUUGUGUUUGAACAUGGCUAUCAAACUUAUCUGCCCACGGAAAGCAACGAAAACCAAACGGCCACUGUCAUCUCUCUCCCCACCAAGUCAUCACGCACCAAAAAGCCUUCGGCCCCACCUGCUCAGAAAAGGCUUAACUGUUGCUAUCCAGGUUGCCAAUUCAAGACUGCCUAUGGUAUGAAGGAUAUGGAGCGGCAUUUAAAAAUUCACACAGGAGACAAACCCCACAAGUGUGAAACGUGUGGCAAGUGCUUCAGCCGGAAGGACAAGCUGAAGACGCACACGCGGUGCCACACGGGCGUGAAGCCCUACAAGUGCAAGACGUGUGACUACGCGGCAGCCGACAGCAGCAGCCUCAACAAGCACUUGCGCAUCCACUCCGACGAGCGGCCCUUCAAAUGCCAGAUCUGCCCCUACGCCAGCCGCAACUCGAGCCAGCUCACCGUCCACCUGCGCUCCCACACCGCUUCAGAACUAGACAGUCACAUUCCAAAGCCUGCUGAAGGCAGUGACACCCAAAAGGCUCCUGCCAUCGCACCCCCAUCAGAGUCAAGGGAACAAACGGCCACCACCCUUGGAGAGAGGACAUUCAACUGCUGCUAUCCAGGGUGCCACUUCAAAACUGUUCACGGCAUGAAAGACUUGGACCGCCAUCUAAGAAUCCACACAGGAGACAAACCACACAAGUGUGAGUUCUGUGACAAGUGCUUCAGCCGGAAAGACAACCUGACCAUGCACAUGCGGUGUCACACCAGCGUGAAACCGCACAAGUGUCACCUGUGUGACUAUGCUGCUGUGGACAGCAGCAGCCUCAAGAAGCACCUGCGGAUCCAUUCAGAUGAGCGACCCUACAAAUGCCAGCUCUGCCCCUAUGCCAGCCGCAACUCCAGCCAGCUCACCGUCCACCUGCGCUCCCACACAGGGGACACCCCCUUCCAGUGCUGGCUCUGUAGCGCCAAGUUCAAAAUCAGCUCGGACUUGAAAAGGCACAUGAUCGUGCACUCGGGGGAGAAGCCUUUCAAGUGUGAGUUCUGCGACGUGCGCUGCACCAUGAAGGCGAACCUCAAGUCGCACAUCCGCAUCAAGCACACCUUCAAGUGUCUGCACUGCGCCUUCCAGGGCCGGGACCGGGCCGACCUCCUGGAGCACAGCCGGCUGCACCAGGCCGACCACCCCGAGAAGUGCCCCGAGUGCAGCUAUUCCUGCUCCAGCGCCGCGGCCCUGCGCGUGCACAGCAGGGUCCACUGCAAAGACCGUCCCUUCAAAUGUGACUUCUGCAGCUUCGACACCAAGCGGCCCAGCAGCCUGGCCAAGCACAUCGACAAGCUGCACAGGGAUGAGGCCAAGACCGAGAACAGGGCCCCGCAAGGCAGGGAAGGGCUCAGGGAGAGCGGUGCCCACCAGAUGGCCAAGAUCGUGACCCAGAGGGCCUUCCGCUGCGAGACCUGCGGUGCCUCCUUCGUCAGGGACGACUCCCUGAGAUGCCAUAAAAAGCAGCACAGCGACCAGAGUGAAAACAAGAACUCGGACUUGGUCACCUUCCCGCCUGAAAGCAGCGCCUCGGGACAGCUCGGCCCCCUGGUCUCUGUGGGACAGCUGGAGGCCCCCCUGGAGCCCAGCCAUGACCUCUAGUGCAGCCAGGGUGGGCUGUCCAUCCAUUGGGGAGCUGGCUGUCCCAGCCUCCCGGGGCCUCCAGCAGCCGAGGUUGAAGCAACUUUAACAUGGGAACAUGCGUUGCCCGAGCCACACCACGGAGACUGCCCUUGACACUGCCUGAGCAGUUUGCCUGGGCUGUUCAAAGGUGGGGACCACGGAGUCUGCUCCAUCCAGCAGACAGACUUGUCCAUGAUGGACUCCGACUUUAAAACUGACCCAUCCCUGAUGGACUUGUUCAGCUAGUUAGAGGACAUAGAAAACUAAAACCGAACUAAUCUGUAGAGUGGGGAGGGUUAAGUGGAGGAUAGGAUAUGUGGAGGGUAUGGGGGGACUGGGAAAGUUAUAUUUCUUAACCUGGGUAGUGAUCGUAAGAGCAUCUGCCUUAUACAUUUGUGUGGUUUCUUUUAUCUAUUUUACAAUAAAAAGGCAGGCUCAUCUGUAGAGUGACAGAAGAGAAACACAAUUUUUCUUUACAUUCCUCCAUACUCGGUUUAUGGUAGAGGAAAGGCUUCCGGAGCCCCAUCCAUUCAGUGACUUAAUGAUAAAUCCCAUGCACUUGGGAUUUAGCCUUGCAGUGAUGCAAAAUGCAGUUUGACCUGGAGGUGGCGCCAAAGAUCAAGCUAAUGGUAGCACAGCCUGUGCGGUGGGCGGUAGAAUUUGAACAACAGAAGAGUUGUGUCAGAAAGAAAAGUGGCAGGGUGGUAAGCCCUGGACCUGGUUCUGGGAUGUGAGAUGUUUGGAACAGCCUAAGCUGAGGUUUUUCGCAGCACAAAAUGCACUUGGUGUUUGCUAAAUGAUACAGGUGAAAAUCUAACCCUUAUAAGCAGAUCUUGUCCUGGGGUUGACACUCAGUAGGCUAGAGGAUCCCUGUGGAUAUAUCAUUUAUCCAGAGCUCAUUGUUUGUCUACUUCAGUGUCUUUCCUUUCAAUACAAACUUUGUUUAAUAUAAAGUCUUGGGUGCCCUCA
Marmota monax (woodchuck) is the source of this 3084-nucleotide messenger RNA. It is a transcript of the gene Zfp64, whose product is annotated as ZFP64 zinc finger protein. Gene Ontology annotation, biological process: regulation of gene expression. Gene Ontology annotation, cellular component: nucleus. NCBI's taxonomy places the organism in Eukaryota, Metazoa, Chordata, Mammalia, Rodentia, Sciuridae. The transcript has 9 exons. Bases 163 to 2094 code for a protein of 643 amino acids. The record is from RefSeq and is a predicted model, not a curated record.